Messenger RNA from Cutaneotrichosporon oleaginosum, 1098 nucleotides. The record is from RefSeq and is a predicted model, not a curated record. NCBI's taxonomy places the organism in Eukaryota, Fungi, Basidiomycota, Tremellomycetes, Trichosporonales, Trichosporonaceae.
AUGUCCCUAGCUCCUGCUUGUGACCCAGACAGCCGGACGAGUGAUGGCGACGACAAUGGGUGGAUUGAACAGCUGGACGGAGAACAAGGAACCGCGGCACCGCCACCCAGUGAUGCCGGAAUUGGCGGUGGCACCGGCACGGUGGGGAAUAAAGGCAAGAGGUUGUCCGGUGACGAUCAGUCACAGAACGUCUUUAGCGGGUCAAGAGUAGCCUACUUUCUAGAGAGUUUCAGCUGCUUCUCAUACUUCCCCCCUCCUCCGCCUCCUCCUUUCCCUUUCCGCAAUGACUACCAGAAGCCCAUCGUAGUUCCACCCAAGCGCGAGCGCAUCAUCGGCCCGCAGCCGCUUCUCAGCGGCUGUUUGCACCACUCAGAACGACGCAGGCAGACGGCGAGGAUCAAGGCCGAGCUGGAGCGGUGCCGGCGGACGGUGCAAGACGCGAGCCCGGCCCACCUGCACACGGCGUACACAUCGUUCUGUGCGCGGCUGGACGACCCGUACCUCCCAAACGUGCGCCAACGGUAUCUGCGCGAGUCGGUGGACUAUCUCUGCUUCGCCAUGGAGCACACCCAAAAUGCUCUCGACGAGCUGCAGCUCUGCGUCUCCGACCGGCGGGUGUACGAAGAGGCGCACCUGCUCCCGAUCUUUGCGGCGGUCGCCUCCUUCCGUGCGGGCGACACAGACCCCAUCGAAGUCCCCUACCCGCUCCCGCUCGAGCGCAACCUCCUGCCCCCCCUCGUGCCGAGGUACGACGAGUUACGUGUGUCCGGAGCGACGCACCGCGACGAACCGCUAUUUGUCUGGUUCGGGAACGGGCCCGUAGUCACCGCCAACACCAUCCGGCACGAGUUCGCGACCAUGGAGCUCGAUAACGACGACAUGUACACCGUCCUCGACGAGAUCAUCCAGACGAGGAAGCGGGUCAUGGGGUCGUUACGUGUCCGGCUUGUUGAAGACCUGCAAUCGCUCGACGAGGAAAUCCGCCACCUCCCCGCGCGAGACGAGAUGCGCGACGCACUCGAGGAGAUGAUCGAGAUCAUCCGCGACCGCCUCGUGGCGCUCGCGGCCGCCGCGCCGGCUCCGAGUUCUGGGGCGUAG